Molecule: messenger RNA, 756 nt
Organism: Gamsiella multidivaricata
Lineage: Eukaryota; Fungi; Mortierellomycota; Mortierellomycetes; Mortierellales; Mortierellaceae
Product: FUN14 family-domain-containing protein
Exons: 4
Coding region: 1-756 (251 amino acids)
Biological process (GO): autophagy of mitochondrion
Cellular component (GO): mitochondrial outer membrane
Source: RefSeq, a predicted model, not a curated record
AUGGCUACGCUCCACAACACCGUCCGUCGCGCUUCGAUCGUCUCUGCAGCAUCACCCAGCGCUCAUGCAUUCAACACCCUGUCUAGGACUUCCUUGCCGCAGAGGACAGCCCAUCACUUCAACCCAUGGGGUUUGCAGGGACACCAUCACCAGCGCUUCAUGUCCACUUCUACUCAGCUCCAUAAUGGGUUCAUGAAGGCCUCUCCCCUGAGCUCCAUCAAGGCUACAACCGGCGUAUCCUCGAGGACAUUGAUCGCAGCCGGUGCGACGACGACAUGUAUCUUUGGACCGUUAAUUUGGGCGCGAGCCUUUGGGUCGUUCAGAAACGUUGCCCAUUGUGCUCCCGCAACUCCCAGCAACCCCAAACUAGCCAAUAUUGGACAGACACCGCCCUACAGCACUUCAAGGAUUCCCAACGAUAAGGACCCACUCAUCAACUCCAAGGAACUCACAUUCGGCGCCGCCAUGGGACUCUGCUCCGGUUAUCUGUUCAAGAAGCUUGGCAAGAUGUUUGUCCUCGUUGCAGGGUUGGGUUUCGUUUGCUUGCAAUUGCUUGCGAAUUCGGGCUAUGUCCAUGUGAACUGGAUCUUGAUCGAGUCGAGGUUCAAGGACAAGUUUGAUCUGGACAAGGAUGGAAAGGUCACGGUCAAUGACGCGAAGCAUGGAUUUAAUUGGAUCAUUGACCUCUUGACCAGGAACUUCCAGUUCAAGUCGACCUUUGCAGGAGGAUUCUACCUCGGCUUCCGAUAUGGAUAA